UCCAUAUACUGUCAGUUGAGAGGUGCUUGUGCUCAAAGACCAGUCUGACCAGACUCUGGAACACCACUCUUUGCAGGUAGACACCGUCAACGCUUGUCAGUCCUGUCGCGACAGAUCACAUUCAAACUGCAACUCACCUUGUGAGAACACUAACGAAACCUGCGCUUUAUUCGUCGAGCCACUGCGGCUUUCUCCGGUACUGCGACCAAGCUGGAUUCCCGGAGCUCUUCACCAUGUCAGGCGGGUUAUAGAUACUCCAUGGAGCAGUCCAACUUCUACGAGGUCGCGCAACGGCCCCUGAUGACCAACCUGCCCCAGAAUCAGCAAAGUGCGUUUUGCUACAAAGAGCCUCCUGCAACUGGAGACCUGGGUGAGAUUUGCGAGAACGAAAACUCAAUCGACAUAAGUGCUUACAUAGACCCUUCGACCUUCAACGACGAGUUCCUGGCCGAUUUACUCCAUAACAGUUCCAAACAAGAAAAAGCUAAACUGGCGAGCGGUGAGUACGAGUACCCCCACGGCACCGGCGGAGUGCCUGGGGCUCACCAACAAGUUUAUGGCUGCAUGGCCAACUACAUGGAUUCUUCAAAGCUGGAACCGCUCUAUGAUAACCCGUCUGCGACAAGAAUCCGACCUGUCGCGAUAAAGCAAGAACCCAGGGAGGACGAAGACGCAAUUCAGGCUUCAAUGCCGCCAACUUACCAUCCUUCUCACCAUCAUCAUCCGCAGCAUCUGUCGCAUCUUCAGUACCAGAUUGCGCAGUGCGCGCAGACAACUAUGCAUCUCCAGCCCGGCCACCCGACGCCUCCCCCAACCCCUGUCCCGAGCCCUCACCACCAACACAAUCACCUACCGGGCGGAUCGAUGAAGAUGAUGGGGGGCGGCAGCGAGCGGGGGAAAAGCAAAAAGCACAUUGACAAGAACAGCGUAGAAUACCGCUUGAGGAGAGAGCGAAACAAUGUUGCUGUCAGGAAGAGUAGGGACAAGGCGAAAAUGCGCAACGUGGAAACUCAACAGAAAGUCAUAGAGCUGGCAAAUGACAACGACAGACUGCGCAAGAGGGUUGAACAUCUCACCCGGGAACUGGAGACACUAAGGGGUAUCUUCAGGCAACUUCCCGAUGGGUCUUUUGUUAAAGCCAUGGGCAACUGUGCGUAAAAUGAACUGUAAAAAUGUAGGACAUUAAAAACUGGUUCAAUGGUUUUUUUCUGGAUAUUUGCUGUGUAUCUGACAGAUCCAACUCUGUUUCAAAAAGGAGCCAGGCAGCUGAGGUAUACAUGUAUGUGCCUUUUGUACGAAACAAUAAGCUCAUUUUCACACGCUUAACAGUGAUCGAAUGGUUGUUUUGUGCCUUAAUGUAAGAAUGCGCUCGCGUAUGUGUUGUCAGCUACGCAAAACAUAUCUGUGCAUCUAAAGUUGGCUACGAUUUUUAAUCUGUUAUACAAUGUUCAAAGUUAGCAUCUAUUUUGCGUCAUUUCCACUCUAGAUGUAAUUUGCGUUGUGCCUUAUACAGUUUGUAUUAAAUCUGCAAAAUGCAUAGUUCUCACUCAUCUCGCAUUUUUUACAUACAUACAUACAGAAGUAUGUGGACAGAAUUCCUAGCCAUGCUUUCAUCCAGACACUUCAGCUCAAUUCCGCUUUAAGGUACAGAAAUGUCUAUUUAGGCAUGUGUCUGACAGAACUCAAAUAAGAGACUGUAGAUGGACUGAAUUUAAUGCCAAAGUAUAGGACUGGAAUGCAGUGAUAUCUGCUUCAUAUAAGCAGUUUAUUUUAUGCACUAUAUGUCGUCAAAAUAUGACGGAAUUAAGCUUAUUGUAUUUUUAAAAUUGCCAUAGGUUCGGGUACUGAUCUAUUGAACGCCUCUCAGUGUACGCUUUAUAGAAUUACAUCUUUAUAUUUAUGCUGUAUAAUUCAAAAUGUGAAAGGAUGCCUCUAUACAAAAUGUCUUUUGCCGUAUCUAUGAUGAUUCCACAUGAAGAUGACUUUUUUGUGCUUUCUCACUGGUUGUUCAGUGAAAACAGUUUCAAAGCCUGCUCUCUGUUGUCAAUUUCAUGCGCACUGUAUUUUAUAUUAUUAUUGUUUUAUUUUUUAUUAUUACACUCGGGCAGAUGUCGGAACAGUGCCUUUUCACUUUUACGCUUGUCGUAAAUCGUAUCACUUGUCGAACGUUUUGGACCUACAAAUAUAAGGAAAAGGAAGCACUUUUUACAAAUGCCAUGUUGCCAAUGUAUAAGACAAAUGUUUAAAUACUUUUGAAUUGUAAAAUGAACAUUAUAUAUGCCAAAAUUGUGAAUUAUAAUAAAAGAUCUUUGUGUUAUAUGA
This is a messenger RNA of Anguilla rostrata (American eel), 2322 nucleotides long. RefSeq names its product CCAAT enhancer binding protein alpha (gene cebpa). The transcript has a single exon. Gene Ontology annotation, molecular function: RNA polymerase II cis-regulatory region sequence-specific DNA binding; DNA-binding transcription factor activity, RNA polymerase II-specific. Lineage: Eukaryota; Metazoa; Chordata; Actinopteri; Anguilliformes; Anguillidae. The coding region runs from base 259 to 1158 and encodes 299 amino acids. Gene Ontology annotation, biological process: DNA-templated transcription; regulation of transcription by RNA polymerase II. The record is from RefSeq and is a predicted model, not a curated record.